CCAAGAGGUUGUUGCUAGCAACCAGACGCCUACCUGACUGUCAAGUUGUUGUUUUCACGCUCUGCAGUCAUUGAUCCGGGGGUCUGUGCAGGUUGAUAGCUGCCAGAGACAUCGGAAGAACUGAGGCAUGGCGAUCCGAAAGGCAGUCAAAGGAACUGCUGCCGUAGCAAGUGGAGGCUUGGUAGCCUUUUAUGGCCUUACACAGCUGACCGAAUACAGGAAAAGACAGGCCCGACUCUCGCGCGUGGAGGCGGUUGAACAGGUGAACAUGGCCUUCCAAGACGAGCUCCCGUCCAGGCAAGCCCAGCUAACGGCCUUACGAGCCACCCAGGAGUUUGAUGUUCUCGUUGUAGGGGGAGGAGCCACGGGCUCAGGUUGUGCCUUGGAUGCUGUGACACGGGAUCUUAAAACUGCCCUGGUGGAGCGAGACGAUUUCUCAUCUGGGACCAGCAGCCGGAGCACCAAGCUCAUUCACGGAGGAGUCCGAUAUCUACAGAAAGCCAUUGUGAAAUUAGAUUACGAACAGUAUAUGAUGGUGAAGGAAGCACUGCAUGAGCGUUCCAACCUCCUGAAUAUCGCCCCUCAUCUGACUGCACUUUUACCCAUCAUGCUCCCCAUAUACAAGUGGUGGCAGCUUCCCUACUACUGGGCAGGGAUCAAGAUAUACGACCUGGUGGCUGGAGCCCAGUGCUUGAAGAGCAGCUACAUCCUCACCAAGACCAAGGCUCUGGAGCUCUUUCCUAUGUUGAAGAGAGACAAACUGGUCGGAGCCAUUGUCUACUAUGAUGGACAACACAACGACGCUCGAAUGAACCUCGCCAUCGCCCUCACUGCUGCCAGGUAUGGGGCUGCCAUAGCCAAUUACACUGAAGUGGUGCACCUACUGAAGAGGGUAGAUCCUCAGAUGGGCAAAGAGAGGGUCUGUGGAGCGCGCUGCAGGGACGUGAUCACAGGGCAGGAAUUUGAUGUCAGAGCCAAAUGUGUUAUCAAUGCCACGGGACCUUUUACCGAUGCACUGCGGAAAAUGGAUGAUCAGAAGAACCCCAACAUCUGUCAGCCCAGUGCUGGGGUGCACAUCGUCAUCCCGGGCUAUUACAGUCCAGACAACAUGGGGCUCCUGGACCCAGCCACCAGCGACGGACGCGUCAUCUUCUUCCUGCCCUGGGAGAAGAUGACCAUCGCCGGGACCACGGACACGCCCACGGAGAUCACACCGCACCCCAUCCCCAUGGAGGAGGACAUCAACUUCAUCCUCACGGAGGUCCGCAACUACCUCAGCCCCGAUGUCGAAGUGAGGAGAGGAGAUGUCUUGGCAGCCUGGAGUGGUAUUCGUCCGCUGGUCACAAACCCCAACUCCAAGGACACUCAGUCAAUCUGCAGGAAUCAUAUUGUCCACAUCAGUGACAGCGGACUGGUCACCAUCGCUGGUGGGAAAUGGACAACAUAUCGCUCCAUGGCGGAGGAUACCCUGGAUGCUGCAGUCAAGGCCCAUAACCUUUCUGCUGGCCCCAGUAAGACAGUGGGCCUGAUGCUAGAGGGAGCUAAAGACUGGACUCCUACCAUGUACAUCCGCCUGGUACAGGACUAUGGCCUGGAGGUGGAGGUGGCCCAACAUCUGGCCUCUUCCUAUGGAGGGAGGGCUUACGAGGUCGCCAAAAUGGCCCAUGUCACCGGAAAACGAUGGCCCAUUGUCGGCAAACGCCUCGUAUCUGAAUUCCCCUACAUUGAGAGUGAGGUCCAGUAUGCCAUUAAAGAGUAUGCGUGCACGGCCAUUGAUGUGAUCGCCAGGCGCACGCGGCUGGGCUUCCUGAACGUGCAGGCGGCCGAGGAGGCCCUUCCACGCAUCGUAGACAUCAUGGGAAAGCAGCUGACGUGGAGUGAGCAGAGGAAGAGGGAGGAGCUAUCUGCAGCCAAACAGUUCCUGUAUUAUGAGAUGGGCUACAAGGCUCGCUCAGAGCAGCUGACCGACACCUCCGAGAUCACCCUCACUCCUGCUGAGGUGGGCAGGUAUAUGAAAAGGUUCCACAAGUUUGACAAAGAAAAUAAGGGCUUCAUCACCACCGUGGAUGUUCAGCGGGUAUUAGAGAGUAUCAAUGUCUAUAUAGAUGCAGACACCCUCCAUGAAAUUCUGAAUGAAGUCGACCUCAAUAAAAAUGGACAAGUGGAAUUUAAUGAAUUCUUGCAGCUGAUGAGUGCUGUGAAGAAGGGCCAGGUGUCGGCCAACCGUCUGGCCAUACUGAUGAAGACGGCUGAACAGAGCCUGGACCAGACAGAGCCCGUUGAGCAGAGGGAACCUGUCGACCAGAGGAAGCCUGUGUCGGUGGACCGUAGCGGGGGAGGAGUGUGAGACUCAGCCCCCCUGGCCCUGGUUCUUCCUCCGGACGAUCCUGGUCACACAACUCUGGGACCGUAUGUAUUGCACCUCAAAGUAUGAGUGCCGAUUUAGGAUCAGUUUUACGUUUUAGAUAAGGUUAUAUGGAUGGCGGGACCUGAUCCUCGAUCAGCACUCCUACGCAGAGAUGCUUGAUGCAUACGGCCCUGCUCCAGCCUGGUUACCACAGAUCUAUGUGCUUUUAACAACCCUUCUGACUUGUAUGUUGCCAUGGUCAUGUCAUGUGAUAUCAUAUCAUAGGUGUCAUGUAUGACAUGACAACGGAAGUCACAAGGGUUGGCUAAAGCUCAUAUGGUAUUGUAUACAGACCUGGACAACCCAAAGGUACUGAAGCUCAUUAUCUUAUGUCUUCCAUGGGAGUUGCUCUGCUGACAUAGGCAUUUUCUAUCACUGCAUCAACACACAUGUAGCCGAUGCCUCGCCUUGAAUCUUACAAACUUGCUUCCAUAUUUAUUGAGAUAUUUAUUGAGAUAUGAAAUGAGUAAUUAUUGGGACACUGUUGUUUAUUUCAAUGUAUUUAUUUCAAUGUAUUUAUUUAUUGUUCGUUUUUACACAUUUCAACAACAACAACACAUUUCUCAAUGUAUGAUGUUACUGUUUGUUUUUAACAUUGCCCAAGAGCAUACAACUGAAUGUUAGAUGCAAUGCAAAGUGAUGUGCAACGUACGUUGACAACUUGAAUUGCACUCAUUGUGGUCUUCUUCAAAAAGGGUUUUGUUGUGUACCGUACUCCUGUGCCAUUUUAUACAUUUUAGAUACUGACAAUCUAAAGGGAGGCAUUUUGUACAAAUAGUGUUUGCUGGAUGUUGUGAGUUUUGACCGCACUUUCAGCAAAGUUCUAUGGUCCACAUUUAAGUAAUGCAAUUUAAUUGUUCUAUUCGAUGCAAGGCUUAAUUGGAAAAUGAUAGCAUUUUUCACUCACUGCCAUUUACAUCUAUAUUUUAUCCCUUUCAAAUGGACUCUAAAUGCUAGAUAUUUAUUAUAUUCAUUUAGUCGAUGUCAAAUGAGAUACAAAUCAACAGUGAGCAUCUUUAAAUAUUCCACAGUAGGUGCAUGUGAUUGGUUCCUGGAAACGUUAUUGUCUUGCAUGAUUUUAUUAUGCUGAAUGGGAUGAAGUGUUGUGUUUGAUGCUGGCUUUUAAUUUCUGGAUCUGUCUGUGCACUUGGUGUUUUUAUGACUAUUAAUUUAUUACUUAUGGUUUGUCUGGUUAGCCACUUGCAUUUAUAGAGUAAUAAGGGAAUGUAUUUAAUGUGCCUUGCUUUCAGAUCCAGUGCGAAUUGAGAGCAUGAAUCAACAGAGCUGAUUAAACCAUACCCUUCCUAGCUUUUAAGCGUGCUUAAUUUCACAGUAACUAUAAACAAACCAAUUAUUUUCUCAUGCACACUGUUAAAGUCAAAAAAAUGUCAUGUGUUUGCCCCUAGUACAACAAUUAGGUAUGAGGGCAGUUUCAAAGAGUUACAUCUCUUAAUUAUCAGUUCUUAAUUAAGGGAGCAUGAGACCAAUUCACUGGAACUCGUGGUUGUUGUUGUUCUUUUCAUUUGUUUUUAAUAAAACUCACAUUAUUAACAAAUUGGUUUUUAGAAUACAUUGAUGGGAAAUGUAAGGGUUAAAUGUAGGGAGUUAUAAUACAUAUUUAUGUCGGGCUUAAUCUACAGAUGGUUUCUCACCAGACAUAGGGGUGUUAUGCAAUCUAACUCCUCAAAAGGACACCAACAGUGAUAUUCUCAAUACAUAGUACGUGGGAGGGCUUAUCCACUCUUCUACUGCCAGCUCCAGCACUAGGAUACUUGAUGUAUGAAUUGAAUUUACUCUUUUAUUUGGAUGGUAGGAUGGUCAAUUGUUGUUCUAAUGCAGUUGGGUGAAGUUUUGUCUUCCUUCUGACAAAAGCAAUGGAAUGUGAAUUUAGUUGCUGCAUGAAGCGACUGCUUUCAGCAAUAAGUAUUAAUAUAGUACCAGUCAAAAGUUUUAGAACACCUACUCAUUCAAGGGUUUUUAUUUAUUUUUACUAUUUUCUACAAUCUUAGAAUAAUAGUGAAGAAUUCAAAACUAGGAAAUAAUACAUAUGGAAUCAUGUAGUAACCAAAAGAAGUGUUAAAAACUUCUUUGGGAUCGGUGUCCCUUCCGCUGGACGGUUGAGCUCACGUAGGCUAAUGCGAUUAGCAUGAGGUUGUAAGUAACAAGAACAUUUCCCAGGACAUAGACAUAUGAUAUUGGCAGAAAGCUUACAUUCUUGUUAAUUUAACUGCACUCUCCAAUUUACAGUAGCUAUUACAGUAGAAGAUUACCAUGCUAUUGUUUGAGUAGAGUGCACAAUUUUGAACAUGAAAAAUUAUUAAUAAACAAAUUAGGCACAUUUCGGCAGUCGUGACACAACAUUUUGAACAGAAAUGCAAUGGUUCAUUGUAUCAGUCUAAAAUGUUGAAAAUUCGCAGCUGGCCAAAAUCUAAAUUGCACCUGGGCUGAAAUAAUUCAUUAUGGCCUUUCUCUUGCAUUUCAAAGAUGAUGAUCCCAAAAAAUAUAAAAUAAUGUUUUUUUUCUUCUUUGUAUUAUCUUUUACCAGAUCUAUUGUGUUAUUCCCCUACAUUCCUUUCACAUUCUAAAAACAUCUAAGUGUUUCCUUUCAAAUGGUACCAAGAAUAUGCAUAUCCGUCAUUUUAGGCGAAUAUUUAAAAAAAAUAGUUUUUUAAACAAACAAGAUGUAUUUUACAUUUGAGAUUAUUUUAAGUAGCCACCUUUUGCCUUGAUGACAACUUUGCACACGCUUGGCAUUCUUUCAACCAGCUUCAUGAGGUAGUCACCUGGAAUGCCUUGCCUCUCAGAUUGCAGCCCAAAUAAAUGCAAAAACAUCUCAAAAUCAACUGUUUAGAGGAGACUGCGUGAAUCAGGCCUUCAUGUUUGAAUUGCUGCAAAGAAACCACUAUUAAUGGACACCAAUCAUUUGGUCUGAUUAGUCCAAAUUUGAGAUCUUGUGUUCCAACCGCCGUGUCUUUGCGAGACGCAGAGUAGCUGAAUGGAUGAUUUCCGCAUGUGUGUUUCCCACCAUGAAGCAAGGAGGAGGUGUGAUGGUGUGGGGGUGCUUCGCUGGUGACACUGUCAUGAUUUAUCUAGAAUUCAAGGCACACUUAACCAGCAGGCUACCAUUCUGCAGCGAUAUGCCAUCCCAUCUGGUUUGUGCUUAGUGUGACUUAGUGGGAUCAUUUGUUUUUCAACAGGACAAUGACCCAACACACCUCCAAGCUGUGUACGGACUAUUUGACCAAGAAGUCAAGUGAUGGGGUGCUCCAUCAAAUGACUUGACCUCCACAAUCACCCGACCUCAACCCAAUUGAGAUGGUUUGGGGUGAGUUGGACCGCAGAGCAAUUGCUCAGCAUAUGUGGGAACUCCUUCAAGACUGAUGGAAAAGCAUUCCAGGUGAGGGAAUACCAAGUGUGCAAAGCUGUCAUCAAGGCAAAGGGUGGCUACUUUAAAGAUUCUCAAAUAUAAAAUAUAUUUUGAUUUGUUUAACACUUUUUUGGUUACUAUGUGAUUCCAUAUGUGUUAUUCCAUAGUUUUGAUGUCUUCACUAUUAUUCUACAAUGUAGAAUAGUAAAAUGAAAGAAAAAGUCUUGAAUGAGUAGGUGUGUCCAAACUUUUGACUGGUACUGUAAAAGAUGCUGGUAAGUUCAUCAGUAUUGAACUCCAACAGUUAUGUCUGUACUUCUUGUAUUUAUUUUUUUGUGAACAUUGUUUUUAUCGAGUCACUUAAUCAGUACAAUGAAUGUGAAAUAUUAAAAUUGUUCAACAAUC
Molecule: messenger RNA, 6179 nt
Organism: Oncorhynchus nerka (sockeye salmon)
Lineage: Eukaryota; Metazoa; Chordata; Actinopteri; Salmoniformes; Salmonidae
Product: glycerol-3-phosphate dehydrogenase 2 (mitochondrial)
Exons: 17
Coding region: 128-2347 (739 amino acids)
Biological process (GO): glycerol-3-phosphate metabolic process
Cellular component (GO): glycerol-3-phosphate dehydrogenase (FAD) complex; mitochondrion
Molecular function (GO): glycerol-3-phosphate dehydrogenase (quinone) activity; calcium ion binding
Source: RefSeq, a predicted model, not a curated record